CAAUCGAAUAAAUAUUGAAUAUUUUUUGAGCUUGAAAACUUUGAAAUCAUUUUUUGUUGUGAUCGGCGGAUUUUCAUCUUUUUUUUUUGGUUGAUUCCAUACAGACCGUUUUGGUUGGAAAGAAAAUGCCACGAGGACAUGAAUUAUCCGAUUUUCAACGUGGUCGUAUUGUUGGAAAAUAUGAAGAAGGUGCAACCAUACGUAAAAUAUCAAAAGAUUUAGAAAUAUCCAAAACAGCUGUACAUAAAAUUAUAACCGAUUAUAAAACAAUGGGUAAAACAAGUGCCGAAAAACGAACCGGUCGUCCAGGACCAUCCGAACAACUUUUACAUUCAAUACAACAUACAGUUGAAAAAGAACCUGGAAUUAAAUUAUCCGAAAUUGCAACCAGAUUUAAAAUAUCCGAAACAUCAGCUGGACGUUAUCUACAUUUAUUAGGCUAUUAUAAAAGCUAAAUUACUUCAAAAAAUUCCAAAAUAAAAAAUAAAUGAUCCAUAUUUCAA
Dermatophagoides pteronyssinus (European house dust mite) is the source of this 503-nucleotide messenger RNA. RefSeq lists its product as uncharacterized. The record is from RefSeq and is a predicted model, not a curated record. Lineage: Eukaryota; Metazoa; Arthropoda; Arachnida; Sarcoptiformes; Pyroglyphidae.